CUUCAUUUCUUGUCCAAAAUAUUAUUCCUUCUUAUUCUUUCCCUAAUAAGUUCAUUUUUUUUCAUUCUUUUUAAACUUAUAAAAUGGGUUUAUCUCACAAUAAUCCAAGGAAAUUUAUUUUCAUUCUCUUGAUAAUUUCUCAAAUAUUGUGUAUGAUUAACAAUAGUAAAAGUGAUGAAAUUACAGAGCAAAAACCAGCAAAUUUUGUUUUUGGAGAUUCAUUAGUUGAUGUUGGAAACAACAACUACAUUAUAACUUUGUCUAAGGCAAAUUAUGUGCCAAAUGGUAUUGAUUUUGGAAGACCAACUGGAAGAUACACCAAUGGACGUACUAUUAUUGACAUUUUAGGUCAACAGCUUGGAUUGGGAGGAUAUACCCCACCUUACUUGGCUCCAACCACAAGAGGGAGUGUGAUUUUGCGAGGGGUCAAUUAUGCUUCUGGUGCUGGUGGUAUUCUUAACAAGACUGGUUAUGCUUUUGGUGGGAGAUUAAAUUUGGACGCACAACUGGAUAACUUUGCAAAUACAAAGCAAGAUAUGAUCUACAGCAUAGGAGAAGCAGCAACAAAGGAACUUCUAAGUAAAGCCUUGUUUUCAGUGUCAAUGGGAUCUAAUGAUUUCAUCAACAAUUACUUAACUCCAAUUAUGUCAAAAUUUGAGCAACAAGUGGUGUCUCCAGAAGCUUUUGUAGAUGCCAUGAUAUCAAAAUAUAGACUUCAGCUUACGAGACUUUACAAUAUGGGGGCCAGGAAGAUAGUAGUGGUAAAUGUUGGACCAAUUGGUUGCAUACCUUAUGAAAGAGAUUUAAAUCCAUUAGCAGGAAAUGAUUGUGUUGAUUUUCCUAAUCAAUUAGCUCAAUCAUUUAAUCUUGAAUUGAAGAGCCUUGUCACAGAAUUAGGCACCAACCUUGAAGGAUCUCAGUUCGUUUAUGCAGAUAGUUACCGCAUUGUCAUUGAUAUCCUCACCAAUUACCAAACUUAUGGUUUUGAGAAUGCAAAUUCUGCAUGCUGCUAUGCUAGUGGGCGUUUUGGGGGUUUAAUACCCUGUGGUCCAACAUCAAAAAUAUGCAGUGAUAGAUCAAAGUAUGUGUUUUGGGACCCAUAUCAUCCGUCUGAUGCAACUAAUAUCAUUGUUGCUAAACGUCUAAUUGAUGGAGACUCCAAUGAUAUAUCCCCUAUCAACAUCCGACAACUAAUCAAUCCUUGAACUUAAUGUUGCAUUCAUUUAUGCAUCAUAAAUUUAGUACCAUACUUCAUUACUGCUACUCUUACGUAAAUAUUGUUAUUCUUUCACUAUGCUUGCAAAUUGCAAUCAUACAAAUUUUUUACAUUUGUAUCUGUAACUGUGUUGUCUUUUUUUUUUUUAAUGUAUUAUUUCUUAUUAUUAAAGGUGUAAGAUUAUAUGUAGUGGUGAUUGAUGAGCUAAUGAUCAAUAAAUUCAAAGUUGUUCAUUUA
This is a messenger RNA of Beta vulgaris subsp. vulgaris (sugar beet), 1453 nucleotides long. Its product is annotated as GDSL esterase/lipase At4g16230. The coding region runs from base 84 to 1205 and encodes 373 amino acids. The transcript is spliced from 5 exons. The record is from RefSeq and is a predicted model, not a curated record. Gene Ontology annotation, molecular function: hydrolase activity, acting on ester bonds. Lineage: Eukaryota; Viridiplantae; Streptophyta; Magnoliopsida; Caryophyllales; Amaranthaceae.